Messenger RNA from Lasiosphaeria miniovina, 860 nucleotides. RefSeq lists its product as uncharacterized. The transcript has a single exon. Bases 139 to 663 code for a protein of 174 amino acids. Lineage: Eukaryota; Fungi; Ascomycota; Sordariomycetes; Sordariales; Lasiosphaeriaceae. The record is from RefSeq and is a predicted model, not a curated record.
GCUCUUCAGCUCUUCACCUUGGCUUCUACGCAACACCACCACCACAGUCUCAAUUACUUGCCUCUUACAUCGAUCUGCUCUUAUAGCCGUGUCAAAAGUUGCAGUUUAGCAAAACACAAAACUCUCAACAGACAAAGCAUGGCAGCGAACUCGGCCCCAGCCCGCGGCGCCGGCGCCGGCACGGAAGACGGCGUCUUCUGGGGCUGGCUCGACGGCUACCUGAACGGCAUCAUCGGCAUCGCGAUCCUCGGCUCGCAGAUUACCUUCACAGUCCUGGUGUCGGAGAUAGCCGACCCGGCCGCCGUGCUGCAGCCAGCGACGCCAGCGUUUGGCCGCGAGACGGUGCGCGCGUUUAUCGGUGUGAGCUGGCUGCUCUUCAUCGCGUCGCUGGGAAUCUCGUCUUUCACCAAGGUCGUGCUGUCGGACCCCCACGAGCGUGCCUGGCUGAUCGCCCGCAUGGGCGUGCGCCGCUUCCGCUCGCUGUAUUCGGUGCUUACGCUUGUGCUCGACGCCCUCUCUGUCGUGCCCUUCCUGUUCCUCGCCCUUGCCACCACGGCGUACCUACCCGUCAUCGGCUGGAUUGGGACCGCGUUUGUGUCGCUCUUCUCUUUGGUGGUCGCCGUGUCCUGGUUCUUGCUCGACUGGAGGGCGUCGCUCGUCUGAGAGCGACGUAGCUCUUCAGGGCUAAACUAUGAGCAUGUGGACGCAGGAAAUUCUAGUCGGACUGGGCUUGUCCAGAAGCUGUCACGCGUGAUUAGUCAAGACGGCGAUUUCGCCGCAUUGGAAACAGGUGGUGUGGCGGACCAUUAUGGACUAUAGGCAGAAUCGGUGGGGGCAAUCAAGAUCGAUAUAUCUAGCGG